This is a messenger RNA of Cotesia congregata, 1632 nucleotides long. NCBI's taxonomy places the organism in Eukaryota, Metazoa, Arthropoda, Insecta, Hymenoptera, Braconidae. The record is from the annotation of a GenBank genome assembly.
AUGAAUUUCCUUUCCAAUGUAGUCGAUUCCAUCCCGGUGGUUGGCCAUGUCAAGGGAAUCGUCCAUUAUGCAGUUGGAGAUUGUGAAGGCGGGAACAAAGCUAUGUAUCAAGCCACUAGAACUUCGGUAGUUUUGGGAGCUGGUGCUGCUGGAUCUCUUGCUGGUCCGGCAGGAGCUGUAGCAGCUGCUAUGUAUGCUGGUGCUGUUACAGACACUGUUGCUUCUAUAACCCUGGAAGAGCCUCAAGGAAUAGUAAAAGGGUGCAAGAAUAUAGCAGAUGAUGUGAAAGGAGGGAAAAAUCCGAUGGGUUCGAUAGCAAGUACAGGGUUCCAAGUGGCAAUGGAUGGGGUGGGUGGUUUAGGAAUGGGUGGUGUUUCUAGCGCGACAAGUCAACUUUCAAAGAAAGCUGUAGAGACAGGUACGAAAAAUAUAGCGAAGAAGGUAGUUGAAAAGGCAGUGGUUCAAGCGGAGAUCGCUUUGGUGUCGAGUCAUGUUUACAUGCAAGCUGAUAAUCGUACUAAAGAUGAAGAAAAAGAACAGCGUGAUAGAGAGGAACGUGAUAGAGAAGAAAGGGAACGACAAGAACGACGUGCUAGGGAACAGCAGGAACAACGUGCUAGAGAAGAAAGGGAACAACAAGAACGACGUGCUAGAGAACAACAGGAACAGCGCGCUAGAGAAGAAAGAGAACAACAGCAAGGUUCUGAUAUUCCUGAAAGAAACUCUGGAUCUACACAACCUCCACGAAGAAAUAGAGGUAAUAGAAGACGAUCUAGAAAUGAUGAACCUGGCUAUUUUGCUAUUUUCAAGAAUUUAUUGAAAGAACUAUUGAAUGAUAUCUUCGGUGUGGAAAGACCAUAUACAAGAUCAAGAGCCUACAUUUCUCAAAUUUUUCAAAAUCUGUCACAAGGACAAAUUAAUUAUUUGUCAGACAUAAUCGAAAGAUUAUAUAACGGUGGAAUCUUAGACGAAGUACUGAGAUUAGUAAUUAGAAUGUUCUCAGAACAUUUCCCUGAAGAUAUAUCACUCUUAAAUUUCCAAAGUUUGAUGGAAUUUGUUGCGGUUUACGUUCAAGAAGAAAUAGAGUACCGAACUGAGGUUUACAGAUCCGUCGAGAUGAUAUGGAGAGAAAAUGAUAGGUCUGUUGUGAAGAUGGCUGCUAAGGACCUCAAAGAAACAAUUGUUUCAACUAUCAUAAACUUGGCUGAUAUUGUCAGAAUGAUUGUCGAUAUUUUUGAGAAUCUAAAAUCGGGCAUCGAGUCUGAACCGGCGGCUAAUAAUUUGUACCCGAACUUUCGAGACAUAUUCGCGGCAGUUUAUCAUUACUUUAAGCACCGAAACGUUCCUGGCGACGGAAUUCUGACGAUUGGAGAGUACUACGAAUGGAUAAGAAGAGUUUUGGAAGAACUUGGAGGACAACAACGAUACAGAGAUUUGGUGGAAGCGCAGACUGCCGGAGAUGUGAGAGCAAAUGUUAGGUUUGAGAUGUAUGUUGUUGUAUUUGGCAGACGUAUCAGGAUUGUUGUUAAAUUUGAGGGUGAUACAAUUAUAUUAGCAUCUUGUUUUGUUCGCGAUGCCACGUUCGAUGAUGAUGAAGAAGGAAUGGUAUGGAUAGUCAUUCGUCGUUUUUGA